GAAGAAGUGUAAACAGAAGUGACCAAGAACAGUUUCCACUUUAGAGUUUUUGUUGUUAUUUAGACGUUUAUUAACAGCGUGGAAAUCUACAUUUGACUAAUUUAACUGCAUAGCAUCACAUACUUACCCCAGGUAGUUUUUAAUUCGCGUUGGGGACAGGACUUGGUUGAUAGAUCUGUUAUUUAGGUGACUAACGUUAGCUAGCUGCUAACGUUAGCUAACAAUGGCUAACUGUAUGGUUUUUCACACUCAAAUCGCCUCCAUUAUGGAGGUGUUAGCGAAUGCAGCCGUGGCAGAGGUCUGCAAACUCGUAGACGACGACUAUGCAGUGUUUCGUUUAGAAAUAACUCAAAGCCAGAAAGAAAACAGGACAUUGAGGAGGAAACUACAGCUACUGGAAAUGAAGGUGGCACGGGAGCGCGCAGAGAGGACAACGCGAGAGCGCGUCCUCGCCAGUCGUCCCAGUAGUGUCAAGAUCCUCGACCGAUACAGAGGAAUGGCAAGAGGUGAAGGACAUCUCACUGGAGGCCACAGGAGCUUUGUGAAGCCAGCGGGACACAAUGCAUGGAGAGAUGACCAGCCAAUCACUGUUGAUGAGGGGAGUGGAACCUCAACCCAGCAUGUUAUCGUGAUAGAGUCUGCAGAUGCAGAGGCUGUAGGUCCUGGGGUCAAGCUGGAGAGGUCUGAAGGAGAGGAGGACCCACGGCACAGCAGAGACAUCCAGACUGGAGCGUCUGGAGUGCCCCCUGUAGCCACAGAGGACCCCACCAUCACCACCGCUGCGCAGCCCAGAACCCGAUACAGCGUCACGGAGGAUGAGGAGGAUCCAGAUGUGCUGCUGGUGAAGGUCGAGGGGUAUGAUGAGGGUCUGGGGAACCCUGAGAGGACCAUGGUCAUGGAGGACAACCAGACUACACCUCCUCCUGAACCCACAGCGGAACUAGCUGAGCAGCACAGGACCACACACAGUCUCACUGAGUCAGUAGACAUGGAGAAUGGGAAGUCUGAUCUGCUGUUGGUCAAAGAGGAGACGAUAGAGGACGGACCAGAGAGCAUUAACCUGCUGAGUGGACUAAAGAUGGGGGAGCAAGGUGGUUGGCUGGAGGCUAACAGAGGAGACUGGCCGACCAUCUUGGAUUCCCAGACCGGUGCAGCCAAGGGCCCAAGGGACAACAUCACUGAGCAGGCCAGGACCAGAGGCGACAUAGUGGAGUCUGCAGUCCAUGAGGACCUGCUGAUAUCCGGUGUCGAGAGAGAUUGGACCUCAGAAGCGGCUGGUCACAAACCCUGGCCCCAGAUCAGAACUCUGGAUCAGGAGCCGUCACUCUUCCUUCCCGAGUCAGAACCAGGACCGAAUCGUGAGGGGCAGACACUCCACCCCCACCACCACUACACAGGGCACAACCAGUGGACAGGGGGACUGAACAACCUCAGUCCUAGUGGUCAUCAGAGAGACAGAGGCUCCAGUCAGGGAUCCAGUCUGCAGCCCAGACCCUUCUCUUCACAGUCUCAGUGCAGAGAUGAAGCAGGGCCUGAGGCUGAUAGAGAUAGACCCUCCUGUUCCUAUGAUACAAACACCAUGAUGAACAGAGCAGGUCACCCUGGGCUUCAGCCUUCACACAGAGUGGUGGGAGACCCCCCUGGUGUGAGUCUAACAGGAAGUCUGUCUUCUCCUUCAGGAUCUUGUUUAAUGCCUGGUGACUGGGUUCAUAGAAAGCCUGGGACUAGCCUUCCUCAGUUACCUCAGGGUUACCCCGCCAAUACAGACAGGGUCAGGAUGGGCGUUCACCAUGAGAGGUACCUAGACUAUAACACAGCACACAAUCCCAACAACACCCAAACAAUGGCUAGAGGUCAAGGAGGGAGCUCAAAGACCAACCACCUGAGGGUGACUCCUGCUUCUACCUCCUCUGGUGUCAUUGGGUCACAACGUGGGAGGCCGAGCGUUAGGACAGACGCUGACAAGCCGUACGCCUGCCCCACGUGUGGGAGGCGCUUUGCUAAGGUGAAAUAUGUCAAGCAGCACCAGACCGUUCACACCAAUGAGAGGCCCUUCAAGUGCAAACUAUGUUACAAGAGCUUCUCCCGCCUGAGUAACCUUAUCAGACAUAGGAGUGUUCACAACGAGGAGAAAUCGUAGCAGUGUGGCUUGAGAUGUACACAGAGAAUAUCUGGGAAAUAUUCUUUGCUGAAAUAUUAAAGUAGGGCCAGGCUGUAUAUCAUAUUUUACCGGUAUUGAUGCAUGGACUGGUUUGGGUUUUUACUUUGUAUAAUGGUGUUUCAAUGUUUGGUUUGAUAAACGUGUUAAGCCACU
This is a messenger RNA of Oncorhynchus masou masou (cherry salmon), 2314 nucleotides long. RefSeq names its product zinc finger protein 768-like. The coding region runs from base 224 to 2140 and encodes 638 amino acids. NCBI's taxonomy places the organism in Eukaryota, Metazoa, Chordata, Actinopteri, Salmoniformes, Salmonidae. The record is from RefSeq and is a predicted model, not a curated record. The transcript is spliced from 7 exons.